Messenger RNA from Emiliania huxleyi CCMP1516, 621 nucleotides. RefSeq lists its product as hypothetical. The record is from RefSeq and is a predicted model, not a curated record. The coding region runs from base 1 to 621 and encodes 206 amino acids. The transcript has 2 exons. Lineage: Eukaryota; Haptophyta; Isochrysidales; Noelaerhabdaceae.
AUGAGCGAGGCUGCCGACGCUGCCAUGAUUGAGGCUGCCGACGCCGACGGGCGGCUGUGCGACGACCCGCUGACGGACCGCCCCGUGGACGCGGCAGCGGCGGCAGAGCGAGAGAGAUCGGCGAAGGCGGCCAAGCUUGCUGCGCAGACCGCCAACGCGAUGGUUGCCGUGCAGGGGCAGCUCAAGUUGCGGGGACAGGCAGCGGACAAGGCCGCGCACGACGCCAACGCGGAGGCGGGAGCGCCGGUGAAAGCGUCGUCUAUGAUGGUCGUCGAACGAGUGUUCGCCGCCCGCCUCGACGGUCCGGACAGGUACAUGGUGGCUCGACGAAAGGAGCGAAAGACGGCCGCCGGGGCUGGCACUGCCGUCGAGGUGGUGGCGUGGUUGGAGAAGAUGGCGAACUCCGCCGUCACGAUGGUGCGGAGAGAAGGCGCCGACGGCAUCACGGUGACUGCGGAGCACAAGGCGCUGCUGGAUGACGUGGCGUUGGAGCAGGGUCGCAAGGCGAUCGUGGCGAGGGCGGCGUCAAAUUACCGCCAGCACACCGCGUGGCUGGCGACUUUUGCGACGUUUGUGCAGUGCUUUUACCCGAUAGCGUGCCCCGAUAACGGCGACACAUAG